Trichoplax adhaerens is the source of this 717-nucleotide messenger RNA. RefSeq lists its product as uncharacterized. Bases 1 to 717 code for a protein of 238 amino acids. The transcript is spliced from 5 exons. Lineage: Eukaryota; Metazoa; Placozoa; Uniplacotomia; Trichoplacea; Trichoplacidae. The record is from RefSeq and is a predicted model, not a curated record.
AUGAAUUGCUUGGUAAAAUUCAAGAUCGAAUCCGUAACUGUUGUAAUAAUUGCGAUACUAAUUGUACCAGAUAUUUAUUGUCAAGAUUGCUUUCCCAAAUCGGAGAAUUGCACAGAAAUAAUCGCUGGUACUUGCUUUCGUGGAUCUGUUUCACCUUUUGAAUCUUUACCGAUUGUGAUAGAAAAGUCUUGCUCUUCUUUGCAAAAUUUUGCUAGCAUCAGUCAAGACAUCGAAGGAAUAGCAAGUGUUUAUUGCAAAGAAAAUUAUCAAAUUUCUCAAAAUGAUCUCGAUCUUUGCGAUUGCCGAAACUCAAAUGCUACUAGAUCUGUUUAUAAUAUCCAGGAUAUGCCGGAUGUAGGUUCAGCAGCUGCAGUGGCUGAUGAACUGCGUAAAUUGCAUGCAUCCAUCUUUCAAUUCAUUGAUCAUCUUCCAUUACUCGGCUUCAGCUUGAAAAUCAACAUGAGUCAAUUGGCAGUUGGUCUGCAAGCGGCCUCUGAUAAACUAACUAGUGUUUCCGAUGAAGAUCCAAGGAAAUUAUUAGCUUUCAGUGAUAUGGAUCAGUUACAGAUACUAAUGAAUAUAACCGCAUCUGGUCUACAAAGCGAAUCAUUAGUUUGUUGUCAAACUGGGGAAUUAGCAAACAAUGCAGUAUGCCCAGAUUCAUUGGGUAAUGAAAAUGUUGACGAAAAAUUUGUGCUUACGAUUUAUUGUAAAUAA